Chiloscyllium plagiosum (whitespotted bambooshark) is the source of this 1188-nucleotide messenger RNA. It is a transcript of the gene mtpn, whose product is annotated as myotrophin. Gene Ontology annotation, cellular component: BRCA1-A complex; BRCA1-BARD1 complex. NCBI's taxonomy places the organism in Eukaryota, Metazoa, Chordata, Chondrichthyes, Orectolobiformes, Hemiscylliidae. Gene Ontology annotation, molecular function: ubiquitin-protein transferase activity; protein binding. Gene Ontology annotation, biological process: protein K6-linked ubiquitination. The record is from RefSeq and is a predicted model, not a curated record.
AUACCUUUCCCAGGGUGUGGGUCCACUUUCCCGUUCCCCACAGGCAGUCGCUGACCGCGACCUGUUAAGCAGCUGCUAGCAGUGAAAGACAGAGAGAGAGAGAGAGGAGAAGGAGGAGGAGGAGAGGCCGCCUGCUGAAUUAAAAGAUGUCGGAUGCCAACUACAACGUCAUCUGGGCCAUCAAGAACGGAGAUGUCGAGGCUGUAAAGAACUUCGUGGAACAGGGUAUUGAUGUGACCAAGUUAGAAGUAGCUGGUCGGAGGGCCAUUCACUUUGCAGCCGAUUGUGGUCAACUUGAGGUUCUGGAGUUUCUCAUUCGCCUGGGCGCUGAGAUUAAUGUUCCGGAUAUACAUGGUUACACAGCACUUCUGUCAGCAAUCUAUGAGGGACAUUUAGAAUGUGUGAAAUUCCUGUUAUCCAAGGGUGCAAAUAAAACGGGGAAGUGCCCUGAUGGAAUGAGCUAUUUGGAAGUUGCUGAAAGCCCUGAAAUGAAAGAACUUCUCAAGUGACGAUUGUCGUGCUUUACUGUGGCCUUGUGCUGCACCAUCUUGUUUCUUUUUCUUAAUUUUUUCUGCUUCCGAGUGCAUCUUUUAAUUCUAACUAAACAGACAAGUUUGUAGCAUGUUUUUGUACAGUUACAGACGUCUUGGUUAACGUAAAUAUCCGAGCUCUUGCACAGCGUACAAUGGACUGACUCUACGUCUCUCUAGGGAUAGUUCAACACAAAAAUAAAUUGCUGCAAUUCUUGAAGCAGAUCAUAUCACAGUUAUACUACAUAUGUCCAUCUUACUGAGUCACCUUUCCUCGAACUUGUUUUCAUACGUUGUGGACAGUGUGAAGCAGAUGUUCUUUUAAAUGAUUGUACCGAAAAGUUUUUCAGCAAAAGGUUAUUCUUGUGUUACCCACAAACAGUACUCUAAACUUAACAGAUCAUUUCUGAAAUUUGAAGAUUUUGGCAGUUGCGGUGCCUCACUGAUUUGAAGACACCUUCCAAAGUUUUGUUUCCCUUUUUGACUUUUGGGUAUUGAAUAUCAUGUAAACCAUAAUGAUUUGUGAAAGUUUUAUUAAAAGUUACAAUUCUAAGGAUGAUCAUGAUAACAAUUGGAUUGAGUGAACUAUCACUAUUCCUGUUGCAUAAUCAGUGACUUGAGAAAUCUGUUUUAAUAAAAUAAAGAUGUGUGUAAUCUG